This is a messenger RNA of Castor canadensis (American beaver), 1266 nucleotides long. It is a transcript of the gene Mia, whose product is annotated as MIA SH3 domain containing. Gene Ontology annotation, biological process: extracellular matrix organization. The record is from RefSeq and is a predicted model, not a curated record. Gene Ontology annotation, molecular function: protein binding. NCBI's taxonomy places the organism in Eukaryota, Metazoa, Chordata, Mammalia, Rodentia, Castoridae.
CAUUGUGACUGGUUGGUAUACCUCUUAGAUCUUUUUUUUUUUGGCAGUACUAGGGUUUUGAACUUAGGGGUCCAUGCUUGCUAGGCAAGCCCUCUACCACUUGAGCUACACCCCUAACCCAAGUUCCUUUAUAUAAUUUAUAUGUGAUGCACAGUAUCUAUAAGUGAAAAUACACUUGGUAGAUGCUCUGUAACGAUUUGCUUUUAUCCAAUUUUACACAUAAGGAAGUUGAGGCUCUGAGGGGAAGAAUAGCUUAACCCAGGCUAUCCAGUCAGCAAGUGGCCUUUGUGAGGAGGAAUAGUGAGUGAGGUGAGACACUGCCUGGCGUAGACCCAAUGUGGAGUAUUCACUCAGUACUGAGGUUGGAGCUGUUCCCACAAUCAAAAGGCUGCCUUGUUCUGCCCCUCCGCACAGGAAAUUCCAAGGUGGUUUUCCAUGCUGGCUCCUCUGGUUCUGUCCCUGGACGGGAGAGAGCAGGGGUCUGGGUACCUAAACCCACUCCAGAUGAUAGAACCAAAUAUCUCAACCUGCCUGUCCUGGCCUCUGAUUGUUGAGGGGGUGGCUGUACUUGGGGAGUAACUUGGGAUGCCUUGGGCCUAUCUGAGCAUUUCUUUGGACCCCCGCCCACCCUCACCCUGUUGCUGAAAUGGUUCUGGCCGGAUAACAUUGGUAGAUGGUGUGGGUGAAAUUGGUUUGGGGCGGGGACAAGAGUGAGAACACAGGUUUCCUUGUGCUUUAAGAGAGAGGGAGGGUAGGAGGAAAUUGGAGACCCCGUUCUCCACUUGGUCACUCGCUAUAGUCCAUGAUGGCAGGGUCCCCAGUGCUCUUCGCUGUCAUCAUCUUGCUGUCUGCUUUUGCAGGGCCUAAUGGGGCAGGCCGCCCCAUGCCCAAGCUGGCUGACCGGAAGCUGUGUGCGGAUGAGGAAUGCAGCUAUCCCAUUUCCAUGGCUGUGGCCCUUCAGGACUACGUGGCUCCUGACUGCCGUUUCCUGACUAUCUAUAGGGGCCAAGUGGUGUAUGUCUUUUCGAAGCUGAAGGGCCGUGGGAGGCUCUUCUGGGGAGGCAGUGUUCAGGGAGAUUACUAUGGAGACCUGGCUGCACGCUUUGGCUAUUUCCCUAGUAGCAUUGUUCUUGAGAACCAGACUCUGAAACCUGGCAAAAUUGAUGUGAAGACAGAUAAAUGGGAUUUCUACUGCCAGUGAGCUCAGCCUGCCGCGGUCCCUGCUGUUUUCCCUUCUACCUUUAUGCAAAUACAUCGGCCAAAUGC